AUGCAGGCCUCCUUCCGCCUGUCCACCAUCGCCCGCCAGAUGCGCGGUUACGCUACCUCCGCUCGCGUCACUGAGCUCACGACGCCCAAGCCUGAUGACAUCGUUGUUACUCGUUCGGCCAUGUGCCGCGCCUUCAAGGGCUCGUUCCGCGACACCUCGCCCGACACGCUGCUCUACCAGACGCUGCAGAAGGGUGUGAAGGAGGCCGGCCUCAAGCCCGGCCAGGUCGAGGACAUCAUCGUCGGAAACUGCCACCUCCCCUCGCCCGCCUACCAUGCGCGCGCUGCUGCCCUCGCCGCCGGCUUCCCCGAGCACGUCCCCGUUGAGGCUAUCAACCGUCUCUGCGCCUCUGGUCUCCAGGCUAUCCGCCAUGUCGCUGACUCGAUCCGCGCGGGCGACAUUGAGAUUGGCAUUGCCGCUGGUGUCGAGAGCAUGACGCACAACCCCCGCCCGUCCCCCGUUUUCGAGGAGAAGGCGAUCGAUGAGUGCCAGCCCGCUAUCGACUGCGCUGAGCCUAUGGGCUGGACUUCGGAGAACGUUGCCGCAGACUUCAACAUCUCGCGUGAGGACAUGGACAAGUGGGGUCUCGCUUCUCACAACCGUGCCUCUGAGGCGUCCAAGUCUGGCCGUUUCCUCGAGGAGAUCAUCCCGAUUGACACCACGAUCCACGCCGACGCCAAGGACAAGUCGUCGCCCGUAUCCAACAUCACCGUCACCGAGGACGACGGUAUCCGUCACGGCAUGACGAUGGAGAAGAUGGCCGCUGCGAAGCCCGCCUUCUCCUGGGGCAACAAGCAGAGCACUGGCCCCAACACGUCGCAGAUGACUGACGGCGCCGCCAUGGCCGUGCUCAUGAAGCGCUCCACGGCUGAGGCGCUCGGCCAGCCCAUCCUCGCCACCUACAUCACCUCUGCCACCGUCGGCGUCACGCCCAAGUACAUGGGUAUCGGCCCCGUGCCUGCGAUCACGAAGGCGCUCAAGUCGGCCGGUCUGUCCAAGGACGACGUCGACGUGUUUGAGAUCAACGAGGCCUUCUCCUCCAUGAUGGUGUACACCACGCGCGAGCUCGGACUCGACCCCGCCAAGGUCAACCCGAACGGCGGCGCCAUCGCCCUCGGCCACCCCCUCGGCGCCACCGGCAUUCGCCAGGUCGUCACUGGUCUUCACGAGGUCAUCCGCCGCAACCAGGAGCAGAAGGGCCCCAAGAUCCUCGUCACCUCCAUGUGUGUCGGAAGCGGCAUGGGCGCCGCGGCCGUCUUCGCCGUCUAA
Molecule: messenger RNA, 1269 nt
Organism: Trichosporon asahii var. asahii CBS 2479
Lineage: Eukaryota; Fungi; Basidiomycota; Tremellomycetes; Trichosporonales; Trichosporonaceae
Exons: 3
Coding region: 1-1269 (422 amino acids)
Biological process (GO): fatty acid beta-oxidation; phenylacetate catabolic process
Cellular component (GO): peroxisome
Molecular function (GO): acetyl-CoA C-acyltransferase activity
Source: RefSeq, a predicted model, not a curated record